Messenger RNA from Fraxinus pennsylvanica, 435 nucleotides. The record is from the annotation of a GenBank genome assembly. NCBI's taxonomy places the organism in Eukaryota, Viridiplantae, Streptophyta, Magnoliopsida, Lamiales, Oleaceae.
AUGAAGCACGACCACCGCCAUGGGGACGUAGCCGCACCGGUAGAUCAGUAUUCGCCUCUGAGGAUGGAUCAAAGCGAGGGCCCAGAAAUCUGGUUCCACCACGGCUCCCACCUCCUGGUUUCAAGCUCAAUACAGUCUGGUCAGCCUGAAAAACUUAACGAAAACAAUAUAGUGUUUGAGGCAAGUUCAGAAAAGAUGAAAGGCUGCAGCGGAACUUACGAUUGGGAAAUCAAGACGGAGACACGGUCCGUGUCUCCGUGGAAAACCCCAUCCUGGCUAAGAUUCUUCUACGUCUGGCGUCUUUCUUGGAGUUGGGGGGUGGUAUCGCUACGAAAGAUGGCUGGAGGAGAAGCUAAAGAGAAGCUCAUCGACGGUUUCAUUGCGGAAAGGCUGAAGGAAGAAGAGAAAAUGUUGCGUGUGUCAGAUGAAAAUUGA